This is a messenger RNA of Dioscorea cayenensis subsp. rotundata (Guinea yam), 1542 nucleotides long. RefSeq names its product protein DJ-1 homolog B-like. Gene Ontology annotation, molecular function: protein deglycase activity. Gene Ontology annotation, biological process: protein deglycation, glyoxal removal; guanine deglycation, glyoxal removal. The record is from RefSeq and is a predicted model, not a curated record. NCBI's taxonomy places the organism in Eukaryota, Viridiplantae, Streptophyta, Magnoliopsida, Dioscoreales, Dioscoreaceae. Gene Ontology annotation, cellular component: nucleus; cytosol.
CUGAAGUCUGGAAACAUCGAAUGGCCACGCGUCCUCUUUCCCCGCUUCUCAAGAGCUUCUUCACGCCAACCUUAGUUCUCCGAUUCCCAGCCAAGCCCCCCAAAACCCUCUUCUUCUUCACUCCUCGGUCCGCGAGCUCCUCUCCAAUGGCUUCUUCUGUGAAGAAGGUCCUUGUUCCCAUCGCCAAUGGCACUGAGCCUAUGGAAGCCGUCAUCACCAUCGACGUCCUCCGUCGCUCCGGCGCUGAAGUUGUCGUGGCGUCCGUCGGGAAUGACCACGGCGUUGAUGCUUGCUGGGGUGUCAAGCUUGUCGCUGAUGCCCUCGUAUCCGAUUGCAAGGAUCAAUCGUUCGAUCUUAUUUCUCUUCCUGGUGGGAUGCCUGGGUCGGCGAAUUUCAGGGAUUGUGGGGUUUUGGAGAGUUUGGUGAAGAAGCAUGUCGAGAAUGGAAGGCUCUAUGCUGCGGUUUGUGCGGCGCCGGCUGUGGCGUUGGGGUCUUGGGGUUUGCUGAAGGGAUUGAAAGUUACUUGUUAUCCAGCAAUGAUGGAUAAAUUGCCUUCCGAUGCGAUCACAGUGAAUUCAAGGGUGGCACUGGAUGGACGGGCUGUAACGAGUCAAGGGGCAGGCACCACCAUGGAGUUUUCUGUUGCUUUGGUGGAACAGUUGUAUGGAAAAGAUAAGGCUGAUGAAGUUGCUGGCCCUUUGGUCAUGCGUCCUAAUCAUGGGGCAGAGUUUACUAUGGCUGAGUUUAAUCCUGUAGAAUGGAAAUGCAACAAAACUCCUCGGAUACUUGUUCCAAUUGCCAAUGGUACAGAGGAGAUGGAAGCUGUUAUGAUCAUUGACAUCCUACGCAGAGCUAAUGCUGAUGUUAUUGUGGCUUCAAUCGAAGAUAAAUUAGAAAUCAUCGCCUCUAGGAAAGUUAAGCUGGUAGCUGAUAUGCUCCUAGAUGAGGCAUUAAAGAUUGAAUUUGACCUUAUUGUUUUGCCAGGUGGGCUAGGUGGUGCCCAGGCAUUUUCAAAUUCAGAAAAGCUAGUAGGCCUGCUAAAAAAGCAGGCAGAAGCAAACAAACUCUAUGCUGCUGUUUGUGCUUCUCCUGCUCUAGUUCUCGAGCCCCAUGGCUUGCUGAAGGGCAAGAAGGCAACAGCAUUCCCAGCAAUGUGCAACAAACUUUCAGAUCAAAGUGCAUGUGAGAACAGGGUUGUGGUUGAUGGGAACUUGGUCACAAGUAGAGGCCCGGGGACAUCGAUGGAAUUUGCACUGGCCAUUGUCGAGAAGCUAUUUGGUCGUGAGAAAGCUCUAUCCCUUGCAAAGAGUCUAGUCUUCAUAUGAGUGUUUGUGCCAUGCUGAAAAUACUGUGGGAAGGCUCUCCUGGUUCUUAUGUUUUUACUUGGUUACUUAUGUAUAAACCAUAAGAGCAAUUUUCUGUGGUGUGAGUGCAGCAUGCUGGAGAAGGCUUUCUAAUAAUUUAGUCGUCUUCUUCUGAAGAAGAGAUCCUUGAGUUGUUAAACGCUUUUUUGGCUUGUAAAUUUUUACAAUAGUUUCUAUA